CAAACUGUCUUGUUUGUUUUUUUUGUCUUUUUCAUGUUCCUUUGUUAGGUUUUUGCUGGUUUCAAUACGAAAAAUUCAAACAAUGAUGACAUGUUUACUGGAUGGAUCAGAAGUUCUCUUUGGGAUUUGAUUGAAGGAUGAAUUCCUGGGCAUUCAGAUGGUAUAGAAAUAGACAAAAUCUCAGACAUUUCAGACAUGGAAGUGAGAGGUGUUAGUGAAGAUAAUCAAGUUUCUCAUCCAUCGUCAUCAACAUCGAAUGAAGUCGCCGGCGGCAACUCAACGCCCGUCAAAGGCGACAGAAACACAAUCAUGGAAGCAGCAGGGAGCGACGGACCCUCACAUGCCCCAAAACCAAGUAGGAUACCAUCGCACAUAUUCAAUCCGACGAGCGAGACAUCGCCGGGGGACUGGAGUGUGGCAUCGAACGAUUCGUUGUUCAGCAUACAUAUGGGGAACACGAGUUUCAACGACAGGUUAAGCUUGAUGUCGAAAUCAGGGGAACUGGAUCCUACCACGAUAUCGAGUCCGCUGUUCGAGUUCCCGAUACCGCACCCGACGCGGAAAGCAAGCGAAAGUGGUAGCAUGAAGGAGGAGGAUGAAGAUGGGUAUGCAGCGGUAUUAAGGGAGAAUGAAUCUAAGCAAAUCAACCAUAGUGCUAAGGGAUCAGAUCUUUCCCGUUGCAUGUCUCAGCUUUCGGAUACCAGUGUCAAAUCUUUCGCCUUCCCCAUAUUGACUGCUGAAGCGGAUAAAAACGACGCAAGCAAAAAACAUUCAAAAAGUAAAAAUUCGUCGCGGCCUGCCACCGCUAGUACAACUCCACAAAACACACCGCCGGAAACCCCUAAGCCACCGAAGUCACCGGAAACCCCAAAGGCAGAAACACCGAAGCCUUCGACACCAAAAGCAACCCAAAACGGAGGUCCGAGGAGAUGGUUCUCUUGCUUUUCUUGUUUCCCAUCUUGCUCAUAAGAGAAACCGCAAACUGGAGAAAAAAAAAUUGAUUUGAAAACGGGCGGCAUUGAUAUGGUUUCAAGCUCCAUGGGUUCCCAAAGUUUGGGAAUGGUUCCAUUGUUGGUUUUUAUUACAUGCUAAAGAAAAAAAAAAAACUUCAAGACUCACGUUUGUUUUCAAUGUAGUUUCUUUCUAAGAUGUUUUUGAAUGUUUUUAUUGCACUA
Gossypium raimondii (Peruvian cotton) is the source of this 1175-nucleotide messenger RNA. RefSeq lists its product as uncharacterized. The coding region runs from base 196 to 969 and encodes 257 amino acids. The record is from RefSeq and is a predicted model, not a curated record. The transcript has 3 exons. NCBI's taxonomy places the organism in Eukaryota, Viridiplantae, Streptophyta, Magnoliopsida, Malvales, Malvaceae.